Scleropages formosus (Asian bonytongue) is the source of this 2544-nucleotide messenger RNA. RefSeq names its product taste receptor, type 1, member 3 (gene tas1r3). The transcript has 8 exons. Gene Ontology annotation, biological process: G protein-coupled receptor signaling pathway; sensory perception of sweet taste; sensory perception of umami taste. NCBI's taxonomy places the organism in Eukaryota, Metazoa, Chordata, Actinopteri, Osteoglossiformes, Osteoglossidae. The record is from RefSeq and is a predicted model, not a curated record. The coding region runs from base 1 to 2544 and encodes 847 amino acids. Gene Ontology annotation, molecular function: G protein-coupled receptor activity. Gene Ontology annotation, cellular component: plasma membrane.
AUGGACUUUCUGCUGAGACUUCUGCUUCUGUCCUGGUUAUUUCGACCUGGUCAUUGCAACGAUCAGCCAGGGUGGUUCCAGAACAUCACCACAAACCUAUUUAGUUCAUCUGGAAACAUACUGCUAGGUGGGCUCUUUCCCAUCAAUGACCUCACUGCAAACUGGAGCCAAAAUCUAGGACCUAACAGCAUUCGCUGUGACAGCAUAAAUCCAAAUGGCCUGGGUCUCGCUCUGGUUAUGAAGUACACAGUUGACGAGAUCAAUGCUACACCACAUUUGCUCCCCAAUGUUACGCUGGGCUUCGAGAUCUUUGACACUUGUAGGCAGUCGUUCAUCAUCGUGAAACCCACCAUGUUCUUCCUGACCAAUGGCUUGUCUGAGAACGUCAGUGUGUUAUGCAACUACACGGACUACAACGCACGGGCCAUGGCAAUCAUCGGACCCCAAACCUCUGAGAUGGUCACUAUCAUUGGAAAGCUUCUAGGUUUCUUCAUGAUGCCACAGGUCAGUUAUGGAGCCACCAGUGACACGUUCAGUGACAAGGUACAGUACCCAUCCUUCCUGCGCACGGUUCCCAGUGACCAGUGGCAGGCAGCUGCUAUCGUGGACCUGCUGAAGAAAUUCAGCUGGAACUGGGUGGCUGUGGUGGGCAGCGAAGACGAGUACGGCAAGCAAGGGCAAGCAGAGGUGUCCUCACUGGCGGCAGACAACUCUAUCUGCGUUGCUUAUGAGGGCCUCAUCCCUGUCUACAGUGACCCUAUGCCCGUGGUAUUGGAUAUACUGGAUGGCAUCUACAACGCCAAAGUUGGUGUGGUGGUGGUCUUUGCCCUUCCUAAUCCUUCCCAGAUCUUCUUCUCCCAGGUGAUUCAAAGGAACAUGACGGGUGUGUGGGUGGCCAGCUCGGCCUGGGCCCUCAGCGACCUGGUGAUCAGCCUCCCUAACAUAGCGAGCAUAGGCACCGUGUUGGGCUUCACUGACAACACGCAAAAGCUCAGCCUGCUUACCAGCUAUGUCACGGUGCUCUUCACACGUAUGAAAGAGGAGAGGGAAAAGGGGCUGCUGUGGAAAGAGGACUAUUUCCCAAUGGCGAACCCUUGCCCCAGCUGCUCAAACCUCUCCCCAAACAACAUAAGUUUGAUUACUCAACCUGUACUGCAACGGACGGCCUUUAAUGUGUACAGGGCUGUGUACAGCGUUGCCUACGCCCUUCACCAGCUGCUUGACUGCAAUGCGGCCAGCUGCCAGAAGGGCCCGUCCACCAUCUACCCCUGGCAGCUCUUGGAGGUGCUGAGAAAUGUGUCCUUCGUCAUAAAAGGCAAACGCUUUCAGUUUGACAGUGAUGGGAACCCAAACGUUGGGUAUGACGUCCUGACAUGGAACUGGAAGAACGGCACCUUUAACUUUACAGACAUUGGGCAAUUUUACAAGACCCUGAAGAUCAACCAGUCUCUCAUAAACUGGUACACCAACAGUUCGGAGGUCCCUAUGUCCACUUGCUCUGCAGACUGUGAAUCUGGACAGGUUCGUCGUGUCAAGGGCUUUCAGUCUUGCUGCUUCGAUUGCAUUGACUGCAAGGAAGGAACCUUCCAGAACCGUACUGAGGACAUCCAGUGCACGCUCUGUCCCCAAGGCCAAUGGUCCACGGUCCGCAGCACCAACUGCACUCUGCCCACUUUUACAUUUCUGUCGUGGAGCAGCUAUGAGGCCCUGGGGCUGACGGUGGUGGCAGUGACGCUGAUAGUGUGCCAGGGGGCCGUGGGCCUGCUCUUCCUGCAUCAUCGUGGGACCCCUUUGGUUUGUGCUGCGGGGGGCACCCUGAGCAUUCUAACCCUACUUGGCAUAAUAGGAGGGUGUGCUAGCGUGUUCCUGUUCCUGGGCAAGCCAGCCAACGUGAUGUGUCAUCUGCAGCAGCCUCUGAGUGCCAUGUUCGCCACAGUGACCCUGUCUACCAUCCUGGGCAUUUCCCUGCAGAUUGUCUGUGUGAUGGAGUUCCCUGAAAAGACUCCAACCCAUCUGGAGAUGGUGCGUGGCCCCGGCAGCUGGCUGGUGGUGUUGGCGUGCUGCGGCGUACAAGCAAGCCUCUGUGGCUGGUUCGUGCAGCAGGGGGUGUCGCUGUCCGUCUACCUCUCCACCUUGAAGAUCAACUUUGUGAGAAAGUUUUUGCGCUGCCCAGUUGACCCAAUGGUGGGUCUGGGUCUGAUGCUGGGUUACAACUGCCUGCUGGCUUUGUUGUCUUUUAUGUGCACCUUCAUGGCCAAGAAGCCAUCCAGACAGUACAACCUGGCCCGUGAUGUCACCUUCUCCACCCUGUUUUACUGUGUGGUGUGGGUGGUCUUCAUUCCCAUAUACACAGGACUGGAUGAAAAGAACAAGUCAGUUGCGCAGAUGGUUGCCAUCCUAUUCAGCAACACGGGACUGGUCGCUGCCUACUUCCUUCCCAAAUGUUAUCUGCUACUGAGGAAUCCAGAUCUCAACACGACAGAGUACUUCCGGAUCUACCUGGAGGCCACCCCGCCCGCCUCUGAAAAGGAUCAGGACCAGUAG